AUGGCCGACCCAGAUCAAGCAGUCAUCGAAAAGAACCUCGGCAAUGACUUCUAUAAACAAAAGGAAUUUGCCAAAGCCCAUGAGCAUUACGAUAAAGCCAUCCAGCUAGAUCAGACGAAUAUUACUUUCUAUACGAAUAAAGCAGCAUGCCUUUUCGAGGAGAAACGCUAUGAUGAAUGUAUCGAGCUAUGCAAAUUGGCAGUCGAAAUCGGCCGAGACAACCGGGCUGACUAUAAGUUGAUUGCAAAAGCGCUCGCCAGGGCUGGGAACUCGUUCUUGAAGAAGGACGACCGGAAGGAGGCGCUUGUUUGGUUUCAGAAGUCCUUGUCGGAGCAUCGUGACCCGGAACUCGUCAAAAAAGCAAAAACGCUCGAGAACCAGAUCAAGGAUGAGGAAAAAAAGGCCUAUAUCAACCCAGAAAUCGCCGAACAAGAGAAAAAGCAAGGAAAUGAAUUCUUCAAGAAAGGCGACUACCCCUCAGCGAUGAAGCAUUAUAAUGAGGCUGUCAAGCGCGAUCCAGAGAAUGCUGUCUUGUACUCGAAUCGAGCUGCCUGUCUGACAAAGCUUAUGGACUUCCAGCGGGCACUUGAUGAUUGUGAAAUGUGCAUCAGGAAGGACAAAAACUUUAUCAAAGGCUACAUCCGGAAAGGAGCCUGCUUGACAGCGAUGAAGGAAUAUUCACGAGCCCAGGACGCCUACCAACAAGCCCUCAAUAUUGACCCGACAAACGCGGAAGCCAUGCAAGGGAUGCGGCAAUGCAUGCAAAAUGACGCCACGCUUUCUGGACAGGACAACGUCCGUGAUCGUGCGAUGAAAGACCCGGAAGUCGUCGAAAUUCUGCAAGACCCCGGCAUGCGCUUGAUUUUGGAGCAGAUGAGCCAGGAUCCGGGAGCCGUCCGCGAGCAUCUCGCCAACCCGGAAAUUGCAAAGAAAAUCAUGAAGCUCAAGGCCGCCGGAAUUAUCCAAAUGCGC
Molecule: messenger RNA, 972 nt
Organism: Mesorhabditis spiculigera
Lineage: Eukaryota; Metazoa; Nematoda; Chromadorea; Rhabditida; Rhabditidae
Source: the annotation of a GenBank genome assembly